AUGGACAGUGCUAUCACCCUGUGGCAGUUCCUCCUCCAACUCCUCCAAGAGCCUCAGAACAAGAAUAUCAUCUGUUGGACCUCCAACGACGGGGAGUUCAAACUGCUGCAGGCAGAGGAGGUGGCCAGACUCUGGGGAAUCCGCAAGAACAAGCCCAGUAUGAACUAUGAUAAACUCAGCCGUGCUCUCAGAUACUAUUAUGUGAAGAAUAUCAUUAAAAAAGUGAAUGGUAAGAAGUUUGUGUACAAGUUUGUUUCUUAUCCGGAGAUUUUAAAUAUGGAUCCACUUGUCGUGGGCCGUAUAGAAGGAGACCCUGAAAUGACUGGUUUUGCGGAAGUCAGCAGUGCUCCAAAGGAUGUGGAAAACUGUGGGAAGGAGAAGUCCCAGUCAUGUGCUAAGUCCUCCAGCCGCAAUGACUACAUCCACUCAGGCUUGUACUCCUCUUUUACUCUGAACUCCCUGAACUCUUCCAGCGUAAAACUCUUCAGGUCCAUCAAGAUUGAGAAUCCAGCUGAGAAGCUGACAGAGAAGAAACCUGCUCAGGAUCCAACACCCUCUGUCAUCAAGUUUGUAACCAUGCCCUCCAAAAAGCCUUCAUCUGUCCCCCUGGUCUCUACCACUUCAGCGGUCUCUGCCACUUCCACUGCUUCUGCCACUUCAACUGCAUCCUCUCUUCCCAUGGGAUCGGAAGAAACUCUCCAGACCUUGGAGACGCUUGUUCUACCCAAGUUAACUGUCCCUGAAGCUCCAGCACCUUUGCCAAGCUUAACCACCAGCUUCACCCCAACUCCACCCAUAUCUUCAGUUUCUCCCACUCUGCAAGUUCCUUCCACACCCCCAUCGCCGCCCCUGAGCUCUAAUCCUGACCUGGACAUUGACACGGACAUAGAGUCCGUGGCUUCUCAGCAGCUGGAGCAGGCUCAGAGCCUUCAGCAUCAAUCCCCAGAGCCCAAAGAGCAGGAUGCGUCUGUGCUGGAGAAGGAAUUUGCCAAUCACCUCUCCAGAUCUAAAAAACCCAAAGGGCUGGAGUUGGCUCCUACUCUCGUCAUUACGGGCAGCGAUCCAAGUCCACUGGGGAUUCUGAGUCCUUCUCUCCCAACCGCUUCUCUUACUCCAGCACUUUUCUCUCAGACUCCCAUCCUGCUGACCCCCAGCCCCUUGCUCUCCAGUAUUCACUUCUGGAGUACGCUAAGCCCAGUCGCUCCUCUCAGUCCUGCAAGGUUGCAAGGUGCUAACACGCUCUUUCAGUUUCCAUCAGUGCUGAACAGUCAUGGCCCAUUUACGCUGUCUGGACUGGAUGGACCCUCUACCCCUGGCCCAUUUUCCCCUGAUCUACAGAAGACAUAGCACAUGAACUCAUGGAAAGGACAUAUUGGCAAGCAAGGGAAAGAUAUGACACUUAUAUUUAACCAUGUUUUUUAAAUGAGCAAUUUAUAAUUCCACAGAGAUUAUCAACAAUCAUAGUUUUUGCCAUUCCCAA
Gavia stellata (red-throated loon) is the source of this 1480-nucleotide messenger RNA. It is a transcript of the gene ELK4, whose product is annotated as ETS transcription factor ELK4. The record is from RefSeq and is a predicted model, not a curated record. Gene Ontology annotation, cellular component: nucleus. Lineage: Eukaryota; Metazoa; Chordata; Aves; Gaviiformes; Gaviidae. Gene Ontology annotation, biological process: regulation of transcription by RNA polymerase II; cell differentiation. The coding region runs from base 1 to 1347 and encodes 448 amino acids. The transcript is spliced from 4 exons. Gene Ontology annotation, molecular function: sequence-specific DNA binding; DNA-binding transcription factor activity, RNA polymerase II-specific.